Cadophora gregata is the source of this 483-nucleotide messenger RNA. RefSeq lists its product as uncharacterized. The transcript is spliced from 2 exons. The record is from RefSeq and is a predicted model, not a curated record. NCBI's taxonomy places the organism in Eukaryota, Fungi, Ascomycota, Leotiomycetes, Helotiales, Ploettnerulaceae. The coding region runs from base 1 to 483 and encodes 160 amino acids.
AUGCUUAUUCAGUCUAGCUUCACUCUCACGUUCGACCUUUACCGUAUCGAGAUCUCACCAACAGCGCCGGUUGCUGCAGCGAGGGAGAACUGUCUUGUCUAUGUUGAUAUCGGAUAUCCCGAAGGCCUUCAAUAUUUGGUGGCAAAUACAAGGUUUGCAGGGGAUGCCACUCUCGACAAGGGAGUCACGCUGUCAGAGCAAACCGGGUAUUACUACUCCGAUAAAGAUUUUAUGAUAUCCACAAACGCCACAGUUCAAGGCCCAAAAGCAGGUAGCUUCGAUAUUACAAGUGAGGAUCCAGAUAAGUCGUCGAACACGCUCUGGUCACCAUGCGGUCGUCCCGCGACUCUGAACAUCUAUUUGAGGGCAUUUCUGAAGAGCACAGUCGCCAAUGCUUCUGGAGUCUUUCCAUCAGACCUUCCCGGGGGCCUGCUCGGCCAGUUUAAUUUGACAACUGGGAUAGUGUGGCGGACGUGUAUGUAG